Molecule: messenger RNA, 3765 nt
Organism: Periconia digitata
Lineage: Eukaryota; Fungi; Ascomycota; Dothideomycetes; Pleosporales; Periconiaceae
Source: the annotation of a GenBank genome assembly
UUCAUCGUCAUUGUUCGCUCUCUCAACCCAAACCACUUCGACAACCAACGUCCGCCUUACCACCGCCCCGCCACGCCUUUGCACUGCGCAAUGCGUACAACUGCCAGUCUCUUUGCUUCGCUUCCUCCUUGUCGACAACUCCUCCCGCCCGACUGAUUUCCAUCCAAAUCGUUUGCCUCUCUUCCCCACCUCCCUUCCCUCUGCUUCUCUCACUACCCUCCCAUACCGAAUCGUCUGCUGCUUGGGCCACCACCACCACCAUCACCGCCACCGCCUGGCUGCACUCUCCACUGGGGAGCCUCGCGCUACCAAUAUGAAGAACACCAUUUUUGAUCGCCUUCUCAAACGGGAGGUAGCCUCGGAUCGUUCGCGUUAUCCAGGUGUCCCGGGUCUCUAUGGCGAUACCAAAUUCGUUCAAGAUUUAGACAUCGUGAAUGAACUCGAGGGCCAUACCGGUUGCGUAAAUGCUCUGUGCUGGUCCUCCUCUGGUCGCCUCCUCGCCUCGGGUUCCGAUGACCACCGCAUCAACAUCCACAGCUAUCAUCCCGAUUCGUCCACCUCGCAAUUCAACCUCACUACCUCCAUAGUGACCGGUCAUUCCUCCAACAUAUUCUCCGUCAAAUUCAUGCCCUAUUCCAACGAUAGGACUAUAGUCUCGGCGACCGACGACGUCCGAAUUUUUGAUAUUGAACACUCUGGCCAUUCUGCGUUGCGGGGGUCGUCAUCCAGGAGAUCGAAUGGGGCUAGACACCGCGUGGGCAUUCAUGGCAUACCGGAUGGCUUGACCUUAACCCAAGGCGACACCAAUGCGAAAGCAUUCAGAUGCCAUAGCGACACAGUCAAACGCAUAGUCACCGAAGACAGCCCAUUCUAUUUCCUCACCUGUUCCGAGGAUGGCGACGUGCGCCAAUGGGAUAUUCGCCAACCCGCCAAAACCUAUCCACGACCGAGGGACUAUAUGACUCCCAGCUGGGCAACCCAGUCCUCUGACAACGUUCCUGCGCCACUCAUUUCCUACUCGGAUUAUCACCUGGACCUGAAUACGGUGUCGUGUUCUCCUUCUCAACCACACUAUAUAGCUUUGGGCGGGGCACAUCUGCACUGUUUCCUUCAUGACCGGCGAAUGCUAGGGAGAGACAGGCUUGCGGAACGCGGUGUCAGGCUUGCAAGCCCGGACAAUUGGAGUGAUCGCGAAGAAAAGCUUUUCAGUAGCGCGACACAGUGCGUAAAGAAGUUUGCCAAAGAUGGCAAGCAGCGAAUGAGGCGGGAAGAUAAUGGCCAUAUUACCGCCUGCAAAAUCAGUGAUGCCAACCCAAACGAGCUCGUUGUAAGCUGGUCGGGGGAUCAUGUGUACAGCUUUGAUAUCCAGAGGUCUCCAGACGCUUCUAUGGACUAUGACGUGCCGAACUCUUCCACCAGCUCUGCAGGUCGUCGGUCCAAAGAUGCGAGUCGUAAGCGGAAACGACCAAAGUCAGGUUCUCUUGCUCAAGCAGAUCUGGAUCGAAACAGUUCACGACAGCGCACCGACAGUUCUGAUGAUGGUCUCGCGCUGCGUGUGAAUUACGGCAAUGGUCAGAGCGAGGAAUUCCCAAUCGAAGCCCGUCAAAGUAUCCCUUCACACGACGAGUUAGCGGCUGUUCGGGAUACCGAUCACUUCCGCAUUGCAUCUUCUUUGGUGAUGUUUUACGACAUUUUUCAUCUUGCCGAUACAUGUAACAUGGAGGAUUCUGAAUCAUAUCAAGCGAAACUCACCUCGAUUGUGGGUCAAGCAGCAGCGAUUCUACCAGAUGUGGAUGAAGUAUCAAGAUCCUGGCGCUACCCCGUAGACCCCACGCCCGUUCAAGUAGCCAUACAAAACAAGCUCCGAGAAACUCGAUUAGCAUUUCGACGUUUCGUACAAGCUACCGGUACACUGUCUCGAGUUCUAGGUGGGCGUCUGCUGACCCCAGGCAACCCCCAUGCCUCUAUUGCUCAAUAUUUUGCUUCUGUACAGCCUGCGCCGAGCGAAAGGGCAUUGCCGCGUCACGAACACUUUGCGUACGACUUUUUGAAAGCUAUCCUGCUGUGGCUGGAUAGUGGCGUGGGCGCUUUGAUCGACGGGUUUUCUAGUCCCAACCGCAAUCAUCGCCAUCCAAUACCCCGUGACGCAGACCUUGACGCGAUUGAUGAGGUUCUGAUCCCACACCUCAUGGACCUUGCAGACGACGAUCGCAUUGUCGACGUUGACGCCAACCGGUUCGAGGCAGACGAAACUAGAGUACUCUUCUCAUCGGAAAAGGCUGCUGUAACUGCCUUUUCCGAGGCCUUGAAGAUACCCUUCACUGAUCUGACUGGCGGGGAUGACGCUUCAGACGACCAAUCCGAAGAACAACCUACGCAGGACCGCGCAACAGCCACCAGACGUUGGGCAUUGAAGGUUGGACGCGGAGUAUUGCUCAAUGCAUCUAAAAAUCUCCGCUUUUUUACCAUUGACCGGGCCUUUGGCGGACGCGGAAUUGGAGAUGACAGUAUUCGAGACAAGGAGCGAGAACAUCGCCAAAGUCAGGCAGAUGUCAAUUUGCUUGAUAAUGACAACGUUGAGGAAUACGAAUCACUCGUGAACGAGGCUUGGGGAAGGAAUACCGCUGCGGAAGAGGAGAUAGCUUCCGGUUCACGUGCGCUCGCCGAGGAAAAUUCACCUCUGCUCCAGGGUAUCACCGUGGGCGAGUUCGGCAGCAACGAGGGAUUUUUUGUACAGAGUGGAAAUGACGAGGAUGACGAGGAUGACGAUGAUGACGACUCUGAUGGCGACAUCGAUCCAUCAGAACAAGUUGAAGACGAUGAUGAUUCCGAAGGACUACCGUUGGAACGCACUCAAAGUGGGCACCUUUUGUGGCGGUCCGACUAUGACCGGAGUUCUCUACGAGAAAGUGUCCGGGCAGAUGUGCCAUGUGUCCCACACACUCGGGAAUACAAAGGCCACUGCAAUAUUCGUACGGUGAAAGAUGUGAACUUCUUUGGGCAGCAGGAUGAAUACGUAGUGAGCGGUAGUGACUGCGGCCAUCUUUUCAUCUGGGAUCGGAAAUCCGCUCAGCUUGUAAACAUCCUCGAAGGUGAUGGCGAGGUAGUCAACGUGAUACAAGGUCAUCCAUAUGAACCCGUCAUGGCCGUAUCCGGGAUUGAUCAUACCAUCAAGAUUUUCUCACCUGACGCAAACGAACAGCAGAAAGCCCGUAAAGGCAUUGGCAUUCACCGCGCCAAUCCGGACAUGGCGAGCAUCAAUUUUGGACGAAGAAGACGACCACGACACAACUCUUCUACGCCUCCGCCACGCGAUCCCGCAAUGAGCGACGACGAAGAUGACGAAGUCACAGCAAGGGGGCUCAGGAGCCGGAAGGCAAUGCACAAAUCAUACCAGAUUACAGCAGAAAACGACAUGAAUCGUCAAGGGGGUGGGGAAGAUGCUUUCAUCACAAGAGCAUUUCUAAAUCAACUAGCCCAACGACUCCACGCAAACCCCAACGCCGGAAUUGGUGAAGAUGAUAACGGUCAACCUAUUCUGCUGAACGAUGACGAUAAUUGCACCAUCAUGUGAUCUCGUUUUCCAGCCCAUCCGGCCUCCUGGAGGAAUUUGUAGAUAGCCCCUUUUUUACGUUUCUCAAUUCUUGAAUAAAUAACAAGUGAACCAAAACAUCGGCCAUGUGCUACUGCCAACUCCCCACACCUCAGUUCUCCAAUCCGUCACGCCAAAUCACCCAUGCGCCUCUGAAAGUUUAUCCCAUUCCC